AUGACGAACAAAUCUCGUAAGACAACAAAGAAGGGCAUGCGGACCUCGACGGAGGUGGCCGCCGCUGCUCCUACGCACAACAACGUGCCGAAGACUACGGAGAUCUGGGAAGCCAUUGGUGAGCUCCCCACUCCGUACUCUCUCCCUCCAGCCGAGCCCCUCCCGGCUCGGCGCAUCCCGAAGAACCCCAUCGUCGCUGCUGCGAGCGACACAGCUCUCAGCGCAAAAUGGGGUAUGGCCGACUAUGAGUGGCUCGUCGACACUGGAGGUUCUCGACGAGUCACUCGUACCUAUGCCCACGCUGUCCGCGACAAGUCAAGCGACGGUGUGCUUCCGAGGGAUGAUGAGAGCGCUAGCAACAGCGGCGGAGUCGCGUUGAGUGACGGCCUCACGACGAGGACCACUCACGAGGCUUACAAGAACACCCUGCAGGAGCUAGAUAAGGAGGAGCGCCCUGUUGGCUGCCCCCUGGAGGUCACGCUGCGCGUGAAAGAUGGCUGCGUGUUACAUCCCGUGCGCCCAACCUCUGAACCCCCGGUGCCAACUUACGAACCUCCGUACGAACUACCGGUUUCCGACCCUAUUCCGACUUCUUCCAUUUAG
Molecule: messenger RNA, 603 nt
Organism: Trametes versicolor FP-101664 SS1
Lineage: Eukaryota; Fungi; Basidiomycota; Agaricomycetes; Polyporales; Polyporaceae
Exons: 1
Coding region: 1-603 (200 amino acids)
Source: RefSeq, a predicted model, not a curated record